AUGAGACUCAAUGGUAUCGACUUAGAUGGUCGUAAAUUAGCGAUAACGAGGCCCCACGGCUACAACAAGGAGGACCCAUCCAAGAGCAUCACCGCUGAGGACAUACAAAAGGUUACUAUCGAGGAACUGUGUGGAGGGUCCUCUACUAAGAAGACUGCUCCAGGGUCUAACCUACAAUUAGGGAUAUACCAUCUCCCACCGGUGAUGACGGAGACCUAUUUGAGGGACCUAUUGGAACAGUUUGGUGCUCUCACUAUGGUCAGCCUCAUCAGAGAUAAGACAACGGGCUUAAGCAAGGGCUAUGGUUUCUGUCAAUUCGAAGAUCCGAAUGAUGCGGAUAGAUGCCUAUAUGCCCUUGACCAGUUCGUUUUGGGUAACUAUAGCCUCAGUGUGACCAGACUCGUUCCAGAUGCACAGCAAGGAGGAGCUGCGGGGAUAGGAGGCGCUGGUGUAGGCCCGGCGACCAACCUGGCUGAUGGCUCAUCGGGGGUUCAGUCUAUGACGGCUCGAGUGCUGGCCAACCCAGCUCUGGCGGCUCAGCUGAAGGCUGGGCGAGAGAUAGGGUCGACUCCUAGCACAGUAGUACAACUUCUUAAUGCUGUUUAUAUAGAGGACCUGAUGUCGGAGACUGAGGUAAAGUCAAUUGAAGAUGAGAUACGUGAGGAGGCCCAGAGGCACGGAACUGUGUUGGAGGUCCGAGUUCCACGGCCAUCGGCGAGUCUAACACCAUAUGCCAAUGGCGUUGGGAAGAUCUUCGUGCAGUUUGCGGAUAUCACAGCAGCUAGGAAGUUUCAAGCUACGAACAAUGGGAGGAAGUUUGACGAUCGAGUCAUGUGUGCAGCAUUCUACCCAACUGACAGGUAUAAAAUGGGUAAGUACACCCUGUACAACGUAGAGAGUAUGACAAUGGCAGUCAGACCAGUCCAGGCCCCACCACCUAAGCCUCCACCACCUACUGCUGGGUCGGGUCCGAUGACCAUUGGAGAGGAGGAGGAAGAGGAAGGUGGCAGUGAACACAAGACUGGAGCGGAGGCGGCGUCUGGUGGUGCUCUUGUGAAGGAGGGAGCCCCAGAUAAGGUUGAUAAUAACGACGAUUGUGAGGUUGUCGACUAA
Molecule: messenger RNA, 1113 nt
Organism: Perkinsus marinus ATCC 50983
Lineage: Eukaryota; Perkinsozoa; Perkinsida; Perkinsidae
Product: splicing factor u2af large subunit, putative
Exons: 12
Coding region: 1-1113 (370 amino acids)
Cellular component (GO): U2AF complex; nuclear speck; U2-type prespliceosome
Molecular function (GO): pre-mRNA 3'-splice site binding; poly-pyrimidine tract binding
Source: RefSeq, a predicted model, not a curated record